AGAGUCUAGAGGUAUCAGAUUGCGUUUCCGGCUGCCUGUUCCUUUUGCCCCUCCCUGCCCCACUCUGCACCUGUCCCUCUGCCACCCACCCACAUUUUCCAGCCUGUGGACUGGAGGGACAGACGCAAGACCUAGUUGGAGGGACCGGAUGGCGGGGCCUGUGUUAACGCUGGGGCUGCUGGCCACCCUGGUCAUUUGUGGCAGCUGGGGCCUGAACGAGGAGGAGCGACUAAUCCGGCACCUGUUUGGGAAGGGCUACAAUAAGGAGGUCCGGCCUGCAGCGAACAAAGAGGAGAGCAUGGACAUCUCACUGGCCCUCACCCUCUCCAACCUCAUCUCCCUGAAAGAAGUUGAGGAGACCCUCACCACCAACGUGUGGAUUGAGCACGGCUGGAUAGACAACCGGCUUCAGUGGGAUGAGAAAGAAUUUGGGAACAUCAGCGUCCUGCGCCUGCCUUCUGACAUGCUGUGGCUCCCAGACAUUGUGCUGGAGAAUAACAAUGAUGGCUUCUUCCAGAUUUCCUACUCCUGCAACGUGCUGGUCUAUUCUUCAGGCGAUGUGUACUGGCUGCCGCCCGCCAUCUUCCGCUCUUCUUGCCCCAUCUCCGUCACCUACUUCCCCUUCGACUGGCAGAACUGCUCUCUCAAGUUCAGUUCACUCAAGUACACGGCCAAGGAGAUCACCCUGAACCUGAAGCAGGAAGAAGAAGAUGGCCGCUUCUACCCCGUGGAGUGGAUUAUCAUUGACCCCGAGGGCUUCACAGAGAACGGGGAGUGGGAGAUAGUGCACCGGCCGGCCAAGGUCAACGUGGACCCCAGCAUCCCGCUGGACCGUCCCGGCCGCCAGGACGUCACCUUCUACCUCAUCAUUCGCCGCAAGCCCCUCUUCUACAUCAUCAACAUCCUCGUGCCUUGUGUACUCAUCUCCUUCAUGAUCAACCUGGUCUUCUACCUGCCCGCCGACUGUGGCGAGAAGACAUCAAUGGCCAUCUCGGUGCUCCUGGCACAGUCUGUCUUCCUGCUGCUCAUCUCCAAGAGGCUGCCGCCCACGUCGAUGGCAAUCCCCCUCAUUGGCAAGUUCCUGCUCUUCGGUAUGGUACUGGUGACCAUGGUCGUGGUGAUCUGUGUCAUCGUGCUCAACAUCCACUUCCGCACCCCCAGCACCCAUGUGCUGUCCGAGGGGGUCAAGAAGCUCUUCCUAGAGACCCUACCCAAGCUCCUACACAUGUCCCGCCCGGCAGAGGAUGGGCCCAGCCCCAGGACCCUGGUCCGGAGGAGCAGCUCCCUGGGCUACAUCUCCAAGGCUGAGGAGUACUUCUCGCUCAAAUCCCGAAGUGACCUCAUGUUCGAGAAGCAGUCAGAGCGGCAUGGGCUGGCCCGACGCCUCACCACUGCACGCCGGCCCCCAGCAGUCUCUGAGCAGGCCCAGCAGGAGCUCUUCAGUGAGCUGAAGCCAGCCGUGGAUGGGGCCAACUUCAUUGUCAACCACAUGAGGGAUCAGAACCGUUACAGUGAGGAGAAGGACUGUUGGAGCCAGGUGGCCUGCACAGUGGACCGACUCUGCCUGUUUGUGGUGACGCCCAUCAUGGUGGUGGGCACGGCCUGGAUCUUCCUGCAGGGCGCCUACAACCAGCCUCCACCUCAGCCUUUCCCCGGGGACCCCUUCUCCUACCUGGAGCAGGAUAAGCGCUUCAUCUAGAGUGGGCCUGCCCUGCCAGGCCUGGCCCAGCUCUCAGGCUGGCAUGAUGAACACUCUAUGGAGAGUCCCACAAGUUAAGGAACUGAAGCCUCCUGCCAACAAGUACAUGAGUGAACUUGGAAGUGGGUUCUCCAGCCCCAGUGGGGCCUUCAGAUGAGAUCGCAGCCCCAUGACAGCCCCUGAGUCAGAACCACUCAGCUGAACUGCUCCUGGAUUCCUGACCCCCAGAAACUGUGGGAGAUAAUAAAUAUGUGUUAUUUAAGAGACAAAGUUUUGGGGUAGUUUAUAGCAGUGUGAGCUUGGAUGAGCCACUCCUCAUCUCUUGGCUUCAGUUUUCUCAUCUGUAAAAUGAGCAUAAAAUAAGUCUCAUAGACA
Rhinolophus ferrumequinum (greater horseshoe bat) is the source of this 2074-nucleotide messenger RNA. It is a transcript of the gene CHRND, whose product is annotated as cholinergic receptor nicotinic delta subunit. The transcript has 13 exons. The record is from RefSeq and is a predicted model, not a curated record. Bases 149 to 1699 code for a protein of 516 amino acids. Gene Ontology annotation, biological process: nervous system process; regulation of membrane potential; monoatomic ion transmembrane transport. Gene Ontology annotation, molecular function: transmembrane signaling receptor activity; acetylcholine-gated monoatomic cation-selective channel activity. Lineage: Eukaryota; Metazoa; Chordata; Mammalia; Chiroptera; Rhinolophidae. Gene Ontology annotation, cellular component: postsynaptic membrane; neuron projection; synapse.